Messenger RNA from Annulohypoxylon truncatum, 1231 nucleotides. RefSeq names its product EBP-domain-containing protein. Gene Ontology annotation, cellular component: membrane; endoplasmic reticulum. The transcript is spliced from 5 exons. The record is from RefSeq and is a predicted model, not a curated record. Gene Ontology annotation, biological process: sterol biosynthetic process. NCBI's taxonomy places the organism in Eukaryota, Fungi, Ascomycota, Sordariomycetes, Xylariales, Hypoxylaceae. Bases 102 to 884 code for a protein of 260 amino acids. Gene Ontology annotation, molecular function: steroid Delta-isomerase activity; cholestenol delta-isomerase activity; C-8 sterol isomerase activity.
CGACAUCACCCCUUUUAGGAACUUUGUUUUGAAUCACCACACCUUCAUUCUUUAACGGCCGGAUAUUUCUAGUUCUGUCAAUCUUUUAAUCUGAGUUGAUCAUGAGCAUGAAAUGGUGGCCGUUUGGCGGCUACAAGGUCUCGUCUGAGGAUAUUGAGCCUUCGCACCCGUACUACCCCCUCGGCGUCUAUAUUCCAGCAUACGCCCCGAAUGAGUUUCCCGUCUAUGUACUUCUGUCGGCCCUAGUUGGCAUGCUAGGAUUUGCCGUUUUAGGUGCUUCCGCCGUGGCAUUGAAAUUCAACCCGAAGUUGACUAGGUCUAACCUGGCAGUGUUCUGCUGGUUUGUGAUGAAUGGCUGUCUGCAUUGCUUCUUUGAAGGAUAUUUUGUAAUAAACCACGACACCGUCGCCUCGUCACAGAAUUUGUUCGCGCAACUAUGGAAGGAGUACGCUUUGUCUGAUUCGCGAUACCUGACUUCCGAUUGCUUCAUGCUCAGCGUUGAGAGUAUCACAGCACUCGUCUGGGGACCUCUCUGCUUCGCUAACGCUGUAUCCAUCGUCCGAGGCAGUCCCUAUCGGCAUGUGCUCCGCAUCAUCAUUUGCAUGGCGCAUAUCUAUGGUGUCGCGCUAUACUAUUCCACGAGCUUGUGCCAGGAAUACAUGACGGACCUGUCUCACAGUAGACCCGAGUUCCUAUACUUUUGGGUCUACUAUGUUGGGUUUAAUUUACCUUGGGCCAUCAUCCCAUCAAUCCUCAUAUACGAUAGCACCAAGACUAUUACCAAGGCAAUAAGAACCUUAGACAGGGUAGACAGUACACUGAAAACACAUCGGCAGAAACAGGAUGGGAAAAGGGGGGCGAUUGAGUCAAGAAAGACCAAGUAGCCGCAUGAUUAUAGGCUACUAGUAGAUUGUACGUGAGGGGGUUUUCUCUCCUAUUCAGAGAUCACUUCAUACAUACAUUAUAGUUCUCAUGAGCUAUUCGUCUAGUCUACUUAUAUUGGACAGACUAGAAAGUGCAACUUAUUUCUAUAGAUUAGCUUCUUCAUACUUGUGUAAUGGAUUUCAUUAGGCAAGCCCAUACAGAGACCACCGGCCUAUCCGAACUCCUAUACGAAGUAACCAAUGAGCUAUCAUUAGCGUAUAUAUGUGUGACUUUAAGAAUGGCAUCAGUAGUCUCACAACCUGACAAAUAGAAAAAAGGUAGAGGUUCCUUCUUUUAAUCCCUGGAG